Molecule: messenger RNA, 300 nt
Organism: Entamoeba invadens IP1
Lineage: Eukaryota; Evosea; Mastigamoebida; Endamoebidae
Product: transitional endoplasmic reticulum atpase, putative
Exons: 1
Source: RefSeq, a predicted model, not a curated record
GAGGCCGGCGAAGAAAUUAAAGACGACUUAGUCCCACAAAUCGAAAGAAAGCACUUUGAAGAGGCGAUGUUGUCUGCUAGAAGAUCCGUUUCAGAACAGGAUAUUAGAAGAUAUGACUCGUUCUCGAGCACUUUGAAACAAUCAAGAGCAAAGUUGGACCAAGACAUGGGAGCUUCUAAUACUGCUCAUCCACAACAAGCCACCCCUAAUGGAGCUCCACAAGCACCAGCUAAUGCAGCUCUUGUCAGCGACUUGCUCAAAGAUAAUGACAAUAAGGAUGGUGCUGGAGAAGACUACUAA